ACCGCCAUUUUGUGGUUUUUGUGGCAAAAACGGCUUGGGUCCGUUAUCUACGAUACGACGUGAAAUCAAUUGCAACAUUUAUUACACGAUCGCGUGCUAUAUUUGAUAAUAUUGAUAGAGUUCAGUUACACUCAAAGAAAGUUAUAAUUUCUUUGGAGGAAAUUACAAUGGACAACCAAAGGGAAAAAGAGAGAGACCGGUCGAGGCGCGGCGAUCGUCCUUCGAGGUUUUCAGAUGCCACUCGUGAUCGCUCUAAUGAGCGGGAACGUCCUGAAGGAAGGCGUCUUUUUGUUUCCAAUAUCCCCUAUGAAUUUAGGUGGACAGAAUUGAAAGAUUUAUUUAAAGAGAAGGUGGGAGAUGUAGCCUAUGUUGAACUGUUCAAUGAUGAGAAUGGAAAACCCAGAGGAUGUGGAGUGGUUGAGUUUACUAACUCAGAGGCUAUGAAAAAAGCCUUAUUUGUGAUGCAUCGCUAUGAAUUAAAUGGUCGGAAGCUUGUAUUGAAGGAAGAAACAGGUAAUGAACGGAAUAGAUUGAACUCUACGAGAUCUGGUGGUGGUGGAGGAGGUGGUGGCAACAGUGGUAGAAAUCCUAGAGAUGAUAAAGAUGGGUGGGGUGUUAAUAAACCAAGAGAACCCGAAAAUUUCAACACAUAUGGUUUAAGUCUCCAGUUUUUGGAAUCUAUUAAUGUCCAGCCUCCUCUAGUAAAGAAAGUCUUUGUGGCCAAUUUGGAUUAUAAAGCUGAUCGGACUAAAAUCAAAGAGGUAUUCAAAAUGGCAGGUAAAGUAAGAAAUAUAGAUUUGGCUGUAGAUAAAGAUGGAAACAGUAGAGGUUUUGCAGUGAUUGAAUAUGAUCACCCUGUUGAAGCAGUACAGGCUAUAUCAAUGUUUGACAAGCAAAUGCUUUACGACCGCAGGAUGACUGUACGUAUGGACCGUGGAGUGUCUGAUAAAAUGGAACUUAGAAUGCCAGAAGGUUUGAAGGGUAUAGGUUUAGGUUUAGGACCUAAUGGAGAACCCUUGAGAGAUGUAGCAAGGAAUCUGCAACAGUCAAAUCCAGCAAAUAAUUUGAAUCUUGCUAAUACUGGAGCUACAAUUGGCACUGGAGUGUUAGGAGCAGUACCAACUGCUGCUGGUGUGGCUUUGAAUGGUCUUGGGACAGGAUUAUCAGCUAAUGCUUUGAAUACAAAUACUGCUUUGGGAAAUAGCUUAGGACUUCAGGCUCUUGGCUUAACUGGAUUGGGUGCUCUCCAGAACCAACUAUUACAGCAAGGUUUAACUGCCAAUGAUUUGGCAUCAGUUCUCACUGCUCAAGCUAGUGUCAACUCGAAUUUGAAUUUGGGUAAUGCAGACCUAACAUCUAAUGUACUGAAUAAUUCAGGCUUGCCAAACAGCUUAUUGGGUGGAAAUUCUAACUUAAACAGUGGACCUUUGUCAGGUACAAAUAGGCCAAUGGCAGUUCCAGUAUCAAACCAGGGCUAUGGACGUGAAUCUAAUGUACAGCAAAGAGAGAAGCCUUCAGACAUGGUUAUCAUUACAAAUCUUCCACCAACGGUCACUUGGCAGUUAAUCCGUGAAAAAUUCAGUGAAUGUGGAGAUGUAAAGUUUGCUGAAAUGACUGCAUCUGACACGGCUAUAGUCAGAUUCCAUAAAGAAUGGGACGCCGAGCGAGCUAUUAAAAUGUUUGACAGGACUCGCAUUGAUGGCAGGACUAUUGACGUGCGAUUCUUUUAGACCGGUUCUAAAUGGAGUACCAUGAGGAGUGUAUGAUAUUGAAGUCGGUAUUGUGGGCUAUGUGUGUACUCGGCUGCCUGGAUAUACAAGUGUCCACCCUCGUUUCAAAUCGGUUUCGGUGUAAAGUAUUCUACUCUUCUCCUGGUUGAAUUUGAUAGAGUUAUUGACAAGUAAUUGUAUUCUAAGAUAAUUUAGCGUAAGUGUCUCUAUGUUUGCUGUACACCCAAUGACUUAAACUAAUAAAAUCCAUUU
Molecule: messenger RNA, 1982 nt
Organism: Diatraea saccharalis (sugarcane borer)
Lineage: Eukaryota; Metazoa; Arthropoda; Insecta; Lepidoptera; Crambidae
Source: the annotation of a GenBank genome assembly